CCUCUGGACCCGAUCAGUUACAAGACUUUUUUUUUUUUUUAAUGUUUUUAUUUAUUUAUUUAUUUACUUUUUGGACGGACAUUUCCUCUUACCCUACGGACACCGGGAAAUGUGUUAGUUCGUCAUAAUUUCACUGGCUGUUUUUUUUUUUUUUUUUUUAAUAGCGAGAACUUAAAUAGCGGCAACCUUUCACGCCCCCCCUCCCCCUUUCCAAGUAUCCCACCCAAGCUUACCUGCAUUAACUAGAAAAUCCAGUUUCUCUAGCAAUCCUAGAAAACAACAGAGACCUGAAGGCAACAUGGACCUAGACAGUAAACGGCUGGUGGUGGUGGUUCCGAACGAAGUGUCGGUGGCCUCCCGCAGACCUCUCAGCAGUGAGGAUGAGGCGUGGAAAAUCUUCCUGGAGAACCCACUUACUGCUGCCACCAAGGCCAUGAUGAGCAUCAAUGGAGAUGAGGACAGUGCAGCAGCUCUAGGAGUGCUGUAUGACUACUAUAGGGUUCCCAGAGAGAAGAGGCACACACCCAGUGCUGUUAAGCCCACAGAGCCUUCUGCUAAUGGGUCCAGCAACUGUGGGAAGUUGGACACGCUGGAUCAACAGUUUCAGGCUAUGGUAUCCAUGCCCGUCAACCUCUCCUUAAACAACAGCACCACUACUGAACACCAGCAGGGCUUCAAAUACGGAGCUGAGAACUUCGCAGGAGAUUCCAGAGGAGAUGGUAAAGGUGGAGGCAAUGCACCGCUUGCUCUGGUCAAGACGGAGGGCCAUACCUGCAUGUCACGUUCUUUUUCUGGUGGCGCCUGUCAACAAGAACCUGGAGAGCAGAUAAGGAGGCUAUAUGAGCAAAGCUCCUAUGAUUUGUCCCUCACUGGUUAUUUGAGAGAUGAGCAGAGAAGCAGUCCAGACAGCACAUAUGAGGAGCCAGUGGAAAAAGAGAUGUCCCACAAAAGCUCUUCCUCGGCAGUUGAUGAAUUUCACCAUAGUCUACCAGCUGGCAGCUUUCUGUACAAUCUGGAGGCCACUAUGUCGCUCCGGCCCCGACAAGGGGAAGGACCCAUGGCUUACCUGAACCGAGGCCAGUUCUACGCUUUGACACUCUCUGCAGCCGGCUUCAGAUCAUCACUACGUCAGCCCAGAGGCAAAGUUGGGGUGACUGGAGGGACAGCAUCUCGUGGAGCUGACGGGAGUCCGUCCGGUAAUGAUCAGUGUGCCACAGGAGGCUCUGAGCUGCCACCAAACAGUAUUGUGCAGAGUGUUAUCAUGGUUGUCUUUGGGGAAGACAAGGGCAGAGAUGAGCAGCUGAAGAAUUGGAAGUACUGGCACUCACGGCAGCACACUGCCAAACAGAGAGUCCUGGACAUUGCUGACUACAAGGAGAGCUUCAACACGAUUGGGAAUGUGGAGGAAAUUGCCUACAAUGCUGUGUCUUUCACAUGGGAUGUCAGUGAAGAAGCCAAGGUCUUUAUCUCUGUCAACUGUCUGAGCACAGACUUCUCCUCUCAGAAAGGUGUGAAGGGGAUGCCUCUGAUUAUUCAGAUUGACACGUACAGUUACAACAACAGCUGCAGCAGCAGGCCAAUCCACAGAGCCUUCACUCAGAUUAAGGCCUUCUGUGACAAGGGUGCUGAGAGGAAGCUUCGUGAUGAGGAAAAAAAGCAGCUGAGGAAGAGUAUGAAAGGGAAGAACGGCAGAUCAGGGCCGACCACUCUGAUUAAAAGGGCGGCGUUCAGAAGCAUGGUAGACCUGGACUCCCAGCCUGUUCUCUUCAUUCCAGACAUUCACUUUGGAAACCUGCAGAGAGCGGGGCAGGUGUUUGCUUUCAACACUGAAGAAGCUGAUCGCAGUGGAAGUGUUUUGAUGAAGAGGGUGUCAUGUGUUGGCCAGGAAGACCUCUGUUCAUCUCCACUAAAGAAGCCCAAAGCGGAACCAGAAAGGAAAGUUCUACUAUAUGUGAGGAAAGAGUGUGAUGAAGUGUUUGAUGCCCUAAUGCUGCGCAGCCCAACCCUCAAAGCACUGAUGGAGGCCAUCUCUGAGAAAUAUGCAGUGCCAGUUGACAAGAUAGCCAAAGUUUACCAAAAAAGCAAAAAGGGGCUCCUGGUGAACAUGGAUGACAAUAUCAUCCAGCACUACUCCAACGAGGACACCUUCAUCCUGGCUAUCGAGAGCUCAGCAGACUGCUUGCGCGUGACACUCUCAGAGAUCUAAUGGCUGCUAGCCACGGCACUCAUGAUCCUCCGGACUGAGGUGAUCGGUGCCUGGUGACGCUUUACCCCUUACCUGUGCAGAGAUUCACGAACUCCGUUAGCAGCGUUGGGUGCUAGAGCCAAACUGUUCUUUGAAGUCACAUGGGAGUCUCAACAGGCUUUGCUCUGCUGCAUGGAUCAUUUUGAACAUUGGCCUUGGCUCUAAGGUUGAAAACUUACGGAUUUGUUUUUAGGUUGGGAAAAAUCUUUUGAUUUCUCCUAACUACCUUACUAGCUGGCAGGAAUGCACUUCUGAACUCUUAUUGCCCAACUUUCACUGAAAGAACUGGAUUCAUCUCGGUCACCACAAAGGCAGCCAGCCAGCUUCCUGUGGUUUCAGGAUGGAUUAACAGCACUUGGGGGCCUCUCCUUCCACCCCCAUCCCAUACGUCCUCAUGUCAUUGACACUUUGAAAUGACUUGACUGGACUUUUUAAAAAGUGUGUUUUUAGAUGUGUCUUGACUUUAAUCUGAAAUGAUGGUACUUUAACUCUUAUUGGUCAUCCACGUUUUAAUUGUUUUUGGAUUGGUCAUAUUUUUAACUGCACACUAAAUGUUUGUUAUUGGUUCUAGUAAAAUAAUACUUAUUUAUCCCAGGUUGUGAUUACACGAGGCACCAUUAUAGGACAGGGUUUCCGGUCUUCAGGUUAAAUUGUUCUGCUUCCUCUGUGUGUGUUAAUUGCUUUUCCUCUCACUAAAGAGACUGUAGUGAGAGGAAAUUACAGUCUAAUAAUAAAUACAGUAGUAUUUAUGACAUUCAUUAGGGGCUCACAGGACCCGGCCUCUCCAUCCGAUUAGUCCUCUUCUGAGGCUGCAGCAGACCAUCAGAGCACAGCAGUGGAAUGAGUUAAUUCCAACUCAGUGCAUCAGUCUGCACCUGAUUUAGUAGCACCAUCUGUGUCCUUCAUAUGCUUCACACGCAGUAAAGUACGGUCUUUAAAAUGUGCUAAUAAAAAAUAGUUUUGUAUGUAGCUACUUGUUUCUGGUCGUGUGCUGCAGCUUGCAUUUUUAUGCCUCAACACUGGCUACAACUGUCGCCAGAAGCGUGAUGUUUUCAGGUUUUCUUGUCCCAUUUUUGUGAAUAUAACAUUCAGGAACUUCACCCAGACUCAAUGACAAGUGCUCUGGUCAUUCCAUAUAAAAUCAAAGUAUCCCAGACACUUGUGUUCAGUGCAGUGUUCUCAUCUGCUGCGUCAUAGUCAGAUCAUCCACUGAUCCUGAGAUCUUCUGUGAUACUGGUACUUUGAGGAGUUGUAAUUUGGAAAGUCAACAAAUUGUGUAAAUCCAGUCAGGUGGGAGGAGAGAAAAACAUGACUUAAGUCUCCUGAAAUUAAGAAGAGAACCUCUGUAUGUUUAUUCUGUAUCCUAUCAACAGCUUCAUGGAGAACGUCACGUGAAACUUCAGCUGUUGCAGGUGGAAUGUACACAAGUAUUAUGUCUGAAUUCUCUAGGUACAUAAUAUGGUCGUAUACCAACUGCCAAUAACAUACAGUUGAGUAGUUAUAGGUAGUAUUGCUUCAGUACCAAUCCUACCAAUAGGUAGUUAACUUAUAUCACUUCCACUUUUACCCAGUGCUCUGUCUUGAGAUAAACAUUCCCAAGUUAGAAAUUGAGGGAAAAUGGAAUAUGUUUGAUAUAUUUGUAACUGCAGGGGUGGGAAUGUAUUACUAAGCAAGUCAAUAGCUAAUAUGUAAGCAUGUGUAGCCAAUUUAUUACAAUGCUGGGUUUACCAUAUACAAUAGUUUUCACACUGAGCUGCCUAAAAGCCUUGUAGCAUAUUUCUGACAAAGUUAAUAUGCUAAUUAUGCUCAAUGAUGCGUUUUAGGAAAAAGGUCAACAUCACUGUGGCACCGUAAUGUUUUGUGAAAGCCUUUCUCUUGAACAGAAGGAGAUUGUGACCAUGUUUCAUAUUUGUUUGGAUACUGAAUUGGUGAUACUAAUCUUUGGGGUCCACCUUGUGAGUGUAAUGAGCGAGCUUCUCUGGCACCGAGUUAAAGAUGUGUGUGAGCUACCUGGAUUUUAACAUUUGCAGGUGCUUUGAGAACCACAAAUAUUUGAAUUGCUGUCUUCAGUCAUGGCUACAGAGUGCAGGAAUGUGAGUGCAUUAGAUUUUUACAUGCAUCAUUUGUCAUUAUAAAUGUAUUCCUUUUAAAUAUUCACAUUUAUCCUACAUUCAAAAGAAGGCAUUUUUAUUGCCAGAUUGUGAACCAUUCUUUCAGUCAGCAUUAAUCCAUUUUGUUUGGUAAUAAAGCAGUUAUAAAGGUUGGUAUCUAUAUAAAAAGGCUGAAUAUUGCCCAAAAUUGAAAUAUGAGGUCAUGUACCUUAGCUUCCAGUAAGUCCAAGAUUUUUAAAAUGUAGCACAAAUCCCCAACACCACAACAUUGUUAGUGGCUUACACAGAACCCUUAAUAUUUCUAUUAUUAAGAUGUGUGCAGUGGUUUCAAAUAGCAUUUAGCAGUUAUCAGCAAAAACCUCAGACACAGACAGCUUGUAUAGUGAGUCUCCCUGUGUACACAGACCAACACAUCAUUUAAGUAUUGUUACCAUAGCAGUAUGAAAAUGUCCUAAUAUUAAGAAAACAUGUUGGAUCUUUUUAACUUUUUUUUAAUUUUGUUUCCUGGAUUAAUUAGUUCAAAAUGUGAUCUUCUUUAAAUCAUAAGCAAAGACAGUGUACUUGUAAA
Archocentrus centrarchus (flier cichlid) is the source of this 4924-nucleotide messenger RNA. Its product is annotated as grainyhead-like protein 2 homolog. Gene Ontology annotation, molecular function: RNA polymerase II cis-regulatory region sequence-specific DNA binding; DNA-binding transcription activator activity, RNA polymerase II-specific. NCBI's taxonomy places the organism in Eukaryota, Metazoa, Chordata, Actinopteri, Cichliformes, Cichlidae. Gene Ontology annotation, biological process: regulation of transcription by RNA polymerase II; brain development; neural tube development. The transcript has 15 exons. Gene Ontology annotation, cellular component: nucleus. The coding region runs from base 299 to 2206 and encodes 635 amino acids. The record is from RefSeq and is a predicted model, not a curated record.